Messenger RNA from Myotis lucifugus (little brown bat), 2613 nucleotides. RefSeq names its product PR/SET domain 8 (gene PRDM8). Gene Ontology annotation, cellular component: nucleus. Gene Ontology annotation, molecular function: protein binding. Gene Ontology annotation, biological process: regulation of DNA-templated transcription. NCBI's taxonomy places the organism in Eukaryota, Metazoa, Chordata, Mammalia, Chiroptera, Vespertilionidae. The record is from RefSeq and is a predicted model, not a curated record.
GUCCAUCUGUACAACUCUCAUUCUCUCUCUCUCUCUCUCUCUCUCUCUCUCUCUCUCCUCACUCUCCCAUCAUUUCACUCUCCCCAUCUCUCCAGCUCUCUUCCCUCUCUUUAGGCAGAGCCUACUAGACAGCAAUACCAACACCUCCUGACAUGGAAAUACACUGAUACAAUAGGCGGAAGAAACACUCCGUAGCAUCUCCGGGUUCCAGGUGGCGUUUUUGGCCGUUGCAUCCCGACCCGAUUACUGGGAUGGAGGAUUCAGGCAUCCAGCGAGGCAUCUGGGAUGGCGAUGCCAAGGCCGUCCAACAGUGUCUGACAGACAUUUUCACCAGCGUGUACACCACCUGCGACAUUCCUGAGAAUGCUAUAUUCGGGCCCUGCGUCCUGAGCCAUACCUCCCUGUACGACAGCAUAGCUUUCAUAGCUCUCAAGUCCACCGACAAAAGGACAGUUCCUUAUAUCUUCCGGGUGGACACCUCAGCGGCAAAUGGUUCCUCGGAAGGUCUCAUGUGGCUGCGUCUGGUGCAGUCAGCCAGAGAGAAGGAGGAGCAGAACCUGGAAGCCUAUAUAAAAAACGGACAGCUGUUCUACCGCUCUCUCCGCAGGAUUGCCAAAGACGAGGAGUUGCUAGUUUGGUACGGGAAAGAACUGACUGAGUUACUCUUGCUCUGCCCCUCUAGACCCCACAGCAAAAUGAAUGGGUCGUCCCCUUACACAUGCCUGGACUGCAGCCAACGUUUCCAGUUUGAAUUUCCCUUUGUGGCGCACCUGCGCUUCCGCUGCCCCAAGAGAAUUCACAGCGCGGACAGGAGCCCCCAAGACGAGCAAGGCGGCGGCGUGGGCACCAAGGACCACGGGGGCGGCGGCGGCAAGGACCAGCAGCGGCAGCCGCCGGAGGCGCCCUUGGGCCCGGGCCCCAAGUUCUGCAAAGCCGGCCCUCUCCACCACUACCCGGCCCCCUCCCCCGAGGGCAGCAACCCUCCGGCGACCGGCGGCGGUGGCGGCGGCGGCUCCAAGCCGUCCACGGACUUUCACAACCUGGCCCGGGAGCUGGAGAACUCGGGGGGAGGCGGCAGCUGCUCCCCGGUGCGGACUGGGGGGCGGCGGUUCGCGGGCGCGGGCGGGGCGUGCGGCGGCCCGGGUGCGGCGGCGGACGAGCGCAAAAGUGCCUUCUCGCAGCCUGCGCGCUCCUUCUCGCAGCUGCCGCCGCUGGUGCUGGGCCAGAAGCUGAGCGCGCUGGAGCCGAGCCACACCGGCGACGGGGUGGGCCAAAGACUCUACCCCGCCGCCGCCGACCCCUUGGCCGUGAAGCUGCAGGGAGCCGCCGACCUGAACGCCGGCUGCGCGGCCCUGCCGGGCGGCGGCCUCCCGAAGCAGAGCCCCUUCCUCUACGCCACCGCCUUCUGGCCCAAGAGCUCGGCGGCCGCGGCGGCGGCGGGGCCCCUGCAGCUGCAGCUGCCGUCGGCGCUCACGCUGCUGCCGCCGUCCUUCACGUCGCUGUGCCUGCCCGCGCAGAACUGGUGCGCCAAGUGCAAUGCCUCCUUCCGCAUGACCUCCGACCUGGUGUACCACAUGAGGUCGCAUCACAAAAAGGAGUACGCCAUGGAGCCCCUGGUGAAGCGAAGGCGGGAGGAGAAACUCAAGUGCCCCAUUUGCAACGAGUCCUUCAGGGAGCGCCACCACCUCUCCAGGCACAUGACCUCCCAUAACUGACCUGGACGGGACUCCAGCUUUCCACGCGGCGCGAACACGCACAGUCAAGCCACCUGUGGGAGCAAGCACGCGAGGGCAUCCACCAUCUCCUUGUGACCUGAAACAUGGCACCCAGGGCGACAGUCUCACACUCACUUUCUCUCUCUCUCUCUCUCUCUCUCUCUCUCUCUCUCUCUCUCUCACACACACACACACAGACACGUGAUCUUCCAGUCAUUUCAUUCAAAUGUUUACCUUCGACCUACACUACGCACACACACACACACACACACACACACACGUGCUCCACCAGUCAUCUCAUUCAAAUGUUUACCUUCGACCUACACUACACACACACACACACACACACACACACACACACACACACACACGAGACAGGAUGGUGGAUUUUUGAUGGGUGGGUUGUUUGAGGGGUUUUCUUUUAAAUGCACGCAUUUUCACUUUCCCCAAAACAAAGAUACAUUUUUGAAAAUGUCAUAUAUUGCAACAUAUUGAUGCAUUUGUCAUACGUUUCUACUUAAAUUAUUAAGCACUUACAGUUUAGAUGUAAUAAUUAUAUGUAAGGGCAAAAUUUAUUUUAGAUAUAAAGUAAAGGAGGAGGGUGAGAUGCUUUCUGCAUUUACUGAUGACAGUUUGUGUUCUUAUAAAAAGGGGGUCACCAUUCAAUUUCCGUUUUCAGGGGGAAGCGCAUGUAUCAUGAAAUGAUUAUGGACUUCAAUGAAGAAUGUCAUCAUUAUGUAAAUAUGUAUUUCCUUUUAAUAUAAAGUGUAACUUUUGUGCCAGUGAAAUGGAGUCUGAAUAGUUAUGUGUUUCUUUUAUCCCUGGAAAGAUUUAUUAAACUUUAUAGAUUAUCUGGGUAUGUUGGAUGCUUUGACAAUAAAAGACUAUUUUCUUCAGA